Molecule: messenger RNA, 1670 nt
Organism: Solanum stenotomum
Lineage: Eukaryota; Viridiplantae; Streptophyta; Magnoliopsida; Solanales; Solanaceae
Product: serine/arginine-rich splicing factor RS31-like
Exons: 5
Coding region: 671-1420 (249 amino acids)
Biological process (GO): mRNA splicing, via spliceosome
Cellular component (GO): nuclear speck
Molecular function (GO): RNA binding
Source: RefSeq, a predicted model, not a curated record
UCAUUGUAUGGAGUUGUUAUUUAAUGAGUUUCAUUUCAACUGUAUGAAUUAAUGACUGAACUUGCAUGAUAAUUUUUUGUAAGCAAGUUCUUGUAUGCUUGUCUGAUAGCAUUAGGGUCUUUUGGUUCUGGGAUCUUAUCUAAUCAUUGUCUUGUUUAAUCAUUUCGACCUUGGAAAGUAUGUACUUAUUUGAGGUGUAUUCUAGGUUACAGUUUUUUACCUUUUGGGAUAGUCGACUAUAAUUAUUUUGGUUAAACAAACAGCAUAGCUAUAUGACCUGUGUCUGUAGCAUGUAGAAAUGCUAUGCCUGAGUUGUCAAGACAUAAUGUGGAACCAAACAUUCAUUUGGAAAAGAUCUCCACAUUCAAGUGUUUAUUUUGCCGCAGGCACAUCUACUAAGGAAAAAGAGCUUCUAUCAUGGCUCAACACUUCUCUGCCCCUAUCUGCCUGCCUGCUCUCCUCCUUCUCACUGAUGGAAUUGUUCUGAAUUUCUUACAUCGAUCUUCUGUCAUUCACUUACUUCACUACUCAUGUUGCUUAUCACGAGAAUGAUCAUGGUGGGAUCAGUCAGUUCAUCAUGCCAUGCCUACCACUACUAAUAAAGGGGAUCAAUGAAUUAUAUCAUGCCAUGCCUACCAAUUCUGAAAUCGUGCUCUGAAAUUGGUGAUGCAUGCUUAGCAAUGACUACUCAGACCUGAGUUUUAAACCUUUAAUAAGCCUUCAUCACCUUGACCAUCAUCAUCAUCAUGAUCUAGUUCAUGCAAGGCCCUCUACUUCCUUACUUUCCUCAAGUCCUCACAUAAUUGCAGGGUAUGCUUUUGUCUACUUUGAGGAUGAGCGAGAUGCAGCAGAUGCAAUCCGUGGGACUGACAACAUGCCAUUUGGUUAUGAAAGGCGCCGGCUGUCCGUGGAAUGGGCAAAAGGUGAACGUGGUAGGCAUCAUGAUGGCCCCAAGUCUGGUGGAAACCAGAGACCAACCAAAACAUUGUUUGUAAUAAAUUUUGACCCUAUUCGUACUAGGGUUCGAGACAUAGAAAAACACUUUGAACCUCACGGCAAAGUCCUUCAUGUUCGCAUCCGCCGCAACUUUGCAUUUGUGCAGUUUGAAAAUCAGGAAGAAGCCACAAGAGCUUUGGAGUGUACACACAUGAGUAAGGUCCUGGAUAGAGUGGUUUCUGUGGAGUAUGCAUUGAAGGAUGACGAUGAGAGGGGGGACAAAUAUAACAGCCCAAGACGAGAUUAUGGCAGGCAAAGGGAUAUUCCUUAUCAAAGGUCACCAAGCCCAGUGUAUCGUAGGAACCGACCAAGUCCUGAUUAUGGCCGACCUCGGAGUCCUGUUCAUAAUGGUCCAUCAUAUGACAGAUACAGGAGUCCUCAGUAUGGAAGGUAUCGCAGCAGGUCUCCUGUCCGGAGGUCUUGAACUUGAGUCGGUUCAUUAUCUGGGAGAGCUUGUGCUGUCAUAAUGUAAAUGCUUGAUGCAGUCUGCUUGUGUAGGAGAAAGAUCUAUCUUUUAUCAGUGUAAUGGAUUAGCUGUUGCGUUUUGUUGCUUUAACUUAGUUGACUGUAGUUUAUGAAUUUAGCUGUUGGAACAUUGUGUAGUAGUAGUAUCGCAUUGCCUAUGAAUGUUGGAGACCAUUUGGUAUUAGCUCAUAGAUAGGUUUGGUUGGAAA